AUGUCAGCCAUCAUGGACAUUUUCUACCCGCGGCUCACAGGCACCCAACGAGAGACAAAUAGAAUUGCAGUGUACCUUAAGGAGAAGAAAUGA
Molecule: messenger RNA, 93 nt
Organism: Phytophthora nicotianae INRA-310
Lineage: Eukaryota; Oomycota; Peronosporomycetes; Peronosporales; Peronosporaceae
Exons: 1
Coding region: 1-93 (30 amino acids)
Source: RefSeq, a predicted model, not a curated record